AUCCCCCGGGCUGCUCCCUGCAAUCGCUGAGCAGAAGUUGGGAUGUGGACAAGGGCGCAGUUUCCCUCACUGCUAACCUUCCCUCCCGCAGGCCCCUCGCAGGCAGCAUGUGGCUGCCACGCAUCUCCAGCACUACGGUGAUCGCGCUCCUGCUGGCGCAGGCUGGCCUCCUGCUCUUCCUGGUCUCCCGGCCCAGGCUGACAUCCCCAGCAGACGGCGAGGAACGGGUGCAUGUGCUGGUGCUGUCUUCCUGGCGCUCCGGCUCAUCCUUUGUGGGCCAGCUCUUCAGCCAGCACCCCAAUGUCUUCUACCUGAUGGAGCCCGCGUGGCACGUAUGGUCCACCCUGUCGCAGGGCAGCGCGUCGGCGCUGCACAUGGCCGUGCGUGACCUGGUGCGGUCAGUCUUCUUGUGUGACAUGGAUGUGUUCGAUGCCUACCUGCCGUUGCGUCGCAACCUCUCAGACCUCUUCCAGUGGGCCGUGAGCCGCGCGCUGUGCUCGCCGCCGGCCUGCAGCGCCUUUCAGCGCGGAGCCAUCAGCAGCGAGGCCGUGUGCAAGCCGCUGUGCGCACGGAGGCCCUUCGGCCUGGCGCAGGAAGCCUGCCGCUCCUACAGCCACGUGGUGCUCAAGGAGGUGCGCUUCUUCAACCUGCAGGUGCUCUACCCGCUGCUCACCGACCCAGCUCUCAACCUGCACAUCGUGCACCUGGUGCGUGACCCGCGGGCGGUGCUGCGCUCACGCGAGCAGACGGCCAAGGCACUGGCGCGCGACAACGGCAUUGUGCUGGGCACAAACGGCACGUGGGUGCAGGCCGACCCAGGCCUGCGCGUGGUGCGGGAGGUGUGCCGCAGCCACGUGCGCAUCGCUGAGGCCGCCACCCACAAGCCGCCGCCCUUCUUGCGUGGCCGCUACCGCCUGGUGCGCUUCGAGGACCUGGUGCGAGCACCGCUGCCCGAGAUCCGUGCGCUGUACGCCUUCGCGGGCCUUAGCCUCACACCGCAGCUGGAGGCCUGGAUCCACAACAUCACGCAUGGGUCCGGGCCUGGCGCGCGCCGCGAAGCCUUCAAGACCACGUCCAGGGACGCACUCAACGUCUCCCAGGCCUGGCGCCACGCGCUGCCCUUCACCAAGAUCCGCCGAGUGCAGGAGCUGUGCGCUGGCGCACUGCAGCUGCUGGGAUACCGACCCGUGUUUUCCGAAAAAGAGCAGCGUGACCUGGCCCUGGACCUGGUGCUGCCGCGCGGCGCCAGCAGCUUCAGCUGGGCAUCGUCCUCCAAUGCGCACCCUGGGCCUUAGCGGAAGGCCCGGUUGUGGCGGUCGCCAGGGCCAGGCGGAGACUUUGGUGGGGAGAGGGCUGGGGUACACAGGGCACAGGCCGCUCCUGGAGGGGCCGGGAGUUUGGGAAUCCUCCCUUGUAUUAGGAAAGGACUGCCUCCCCAAACCCCCUGUUUAUUGCCACUUCUUGACUUUCCUUGGAGUCCUUUUUUUGCAGCUGGGUUUCUUCCAUCAGGCACAUUCUUCAUAGAAAACAAAGCUCGUGCCCAGCCAGGGUGGCUCAGUGGAUUGAGUGUUGUCCCAUGCACCAGGAGGUCACAGUUGGAUUCCUGGUCAGGGCACAUGCCCGGGUUGCAGACUCGAUCCCCAGUGGGAGGCAUGCAGGAGGCAGCUGGUGAUGUUUCCAUCUCCCCCUCUCCCUUCUCUCUCUCUAAA
Molecule: messenger RNA, 1709 nt
Organism: Eptesicus fuscus (big brown bat)
Lineage: Eukaryota; Metazoa; Chordata; Mammalia; Chiroptera; Vespertilionidae
Product: carbohydrate sulfotransferase 6
Exons: 1
Coding region: 108-1295 (395 amino acids)
Biological process (GO): keratan sulfate proteoglycan biosynthetic process; N-acetylglucosamine metabolic process; carbohydrate metabolic process
Cellular component (GO): Golgi membrane
Molecular function (GO): N-acetylglucosamine 6-O-sulfotransferase activity
Source: RefSeq, a predicted model, not a curated record